AUGUCAGAUAAAUUUAGUAUUAAUGAAAUACUCAGAUCAAAUUAUGAUAUACCAUUGACAUUUAAAGAUAAUAAUAAAUCUAAAGAAAUACUAUUACCUAUAACAACUAUUACAUCAUCAAAUUCAAUGAAUCAUAAUUAUUCAAUUACAUCAUCAAUUCUAUCAAAUAAUUCAUUGAAUUCAAUGAAUUCUAAUAGAAUAAUACAACCAUUGGAAUCAUUAACAAAUGAUAAUUAUAAAAAUAUUGAACAAAUUAUAAAUUCCGCACAAUUUAAACGAUUUAUAAAUAUAUUAAAGUCAUUUAAAUAUACAACCAUUAAUAAUAAUAAUGGUAAUGUACUCAAUGAAUUAAAUACAAAAUAUAUAGAAGAAUUUAAUGUAACAAAUCCUAUAAUGAUGAAAUAUUUAACAUAUAUGCUUACUAAUAAUUCAAAAGAUAUCCUAAGUGAAUUAUCCAAAAAUAAUCUUAUUGUUGAACCAAGACGCAUUGGACAUCCUUAUCAGAGUAGAAUACCUAGGAAACGGAAAAAACCAAGAGCAUCAUUCACAAGAUAUCAAGUGACAACACUCGAGAGAAAGUUUCGUCAACAAAAGUACUUGGCUUCGACAGAGAGAAAUGAACUAGCAAACUUAUUAAAAAUGACUGAUGUACAAGUGAAAACAUGGUUUCAAAAUCGUCGAACGAAAUGGAGGAGACAAACAAAUGAGGAACGCGAAACAGAAUGGAGGGCCACGGGACGUUUUUUGAUAAGUUUACAUUCUCAGCUGAAUUUACUUAAAGAAAACCUACAUAUGAGUAACAAUCAAACAUUUUACUCCACGUUGAGUGGUUAGAUAUAUUGAAGAAUAACUGAAAUCAACUUAAAUAUGUAAACUAUUAUGCUGAUGUUCCUUAAAUUGACAGUUUUUUUCCUUAUCGUUCGGUCAUACACUCGCCUGACCUACUGAAUUUGUAAUUUUUAAUUGAGAUACACGCUUGUGUCAAAUCAGACUGGAUCGCCAAAAGGAAUAUUAACCCUUAAUCUUCAUAAAAAAUGCAUCACGUAUAUAUAUUAUAAAUAUAUAUAACUUUUUUCUUCUCGCUAAAUUAUCUUUUAUUCAUGGUGGUCUACAGGAACUAGAAAACGACGUGAAAAAACAAAUUCAAUAAAAAACUGUCAAGAUAAUUAUGGACAUUGGGAAAACUGUGAGAAUGAAC
Molecule: messenger RNA, 1198 nt
Organism: Schistosoma rodhaini
Lineage: Eukaryota; Metazoa; Platyhelminthes; Trematoda; Strigeidida; Schistosomatidae
Source: the annotation of a GenBank genome assembly